Molecule: messenger RNA, 758 nt
Organism: Amborella trichopoda
Lineage: Eukaryota; Viridiplantae; Streptophyta; Magnoliopsida; Amborellales; Amborellaceae
Source: RefSeq, a predicted model, not a curated record
UUCCGUGGUUGGAGUGCAGAGAAAGGAAAACAUGUGGAAAAACUAAAUCUCUCUAAAGCCAUGCGAUACCCCUCUCUCACUCUCUGUCUCUGAAAAAAUUCCAUCCUAUCCUAGGGAAGUGAUGGACACUGUGUCCCAUACCAGACCAUCGCUAAACCCAGUCUUUUGUUGCAACAACAUUCUCUUCAGGCAUUCCCCGUACUUCCCGCCCCAACGACGCUAUGUUGAGGGAAUUGGGUGCUCUCCUUGGCAAUUAUCAGCAACGAGUAGGAGGAGAGUGGAGACUAAAAAAGGAGUGUUGGUUGUGCCAAGAGCAGGUGGGGGUCCUCCCAGCAGCACCAUUCUCAUAUUUGCGUUUGUGUUCCCUCUCUCUCUCAUCGCCAUCACCGUCCUCACUUCCAUCAGGAUUGCCGACAAGCUCGACCAGCAGUUCCUCGAAGAGCUUGCAGCAAAUCAAGCAAUUGUGGAAGAUGAAGACGGCAAUGAUGAUGACAAUGCCAUUUUUGUAGGGGAUGAGAAGCCUGCACUUUCACGCACUCGUAACCGUCCCAAGCGCGAAGCAUAAAAUAGUUUCCAACAGUGCGAUUUUGUAAUAUUUCCUAUCACUUCAUAUGCACAGCCUUUUGGAGUUUGUAUAUAUCCUGGAAAUCUUUUAAUUUGGCAUCUGUUGUAAUGUCUAUAUGCAUGUGCUCAGUCAUUUCUGUAGGUUCUCUUGACUAUUUAUAUACAUGAAAUUAAAUUAUAGUGUUUUUGCAGGU